AUGAAACGUUACGUACUGUUUGCGUUGGUGGCGGUGCUCAGCACUUUCAUUCCGCGCAACGAAGGCAAAGCAAUAGCUAGCUCUAAGGAUGAGUACGCUGGCUCUAGAUUAACGGAACGGCAACGACCCGUUCUACCAAUCCUCAUGCGACUGGGAGAAGAGUAUUUCAUCCGGUUUGAUGACCUAGAGCAGGGUCUGCGCGCUUCUAAAGAAAGCUCUCCGCUACGAGCAACCACCGUUAACCGCGCGCUCCAGCUGCAGCUCAUACAGAGGCUACUGCAGGAAGAAGUCGAUAAGCUUGGUAACGUUUUAAUGGACAGCUUCAUCCAGCUGGCGGACUCGGGUCAGAGGAAGCGUCGGCGUGACGAACCGCCAAUCUCCCUGGAUCUGACAUUUCACCUACUGCGCGAGGUGCUAGAGAUGGCACGGGCCGAACAAAUAGCUCAACAGGCAAGCAACAACCGAAAAAUGAUGGACUUUUUUGGGAAGUAA
Messenger RNA from Neoarius graeffei (lesser salmon catfish), 492 nucleotides. RefSeq names its product corticoliberin-like. Gene Ontology annotation, cellular component: extracellular region. Gene Ontology annotation, molecular function: hormone activity. NCBI's taxonomy places the organism in Eukaryota, Metazoa, Chordata, Actinopteri, Siluriformes, Ariidae. The transcript has a single exon. The coding region runs from base 1 to 492 and encodes 163 amino acids. The record is from RefSeq and is a predicted model, not a curated record.